This is a messenger RNA of Paraphaeosphaeria sporulosa, 567 nucleotides long. RefSeq lists its product as uncharacterized. The transcript has 2 exons. NCBI's taxonomy places the organism in Eukaryota, Fungi, Ascomycota, Dothideomycetes, Pleosporales, Didymosphaeriaceae. The coding region runs from base 1 to 567 and encodes 188 amino acids. The record is from RefSeq and is a predicted model, not a curated record.
AUGCGCGCUGCUCUGCUCUUCGCCGCCGCCGCACCGGCGCUCGUCCUCGCCGCACCCGAACACGCCCCAAGAAUCACAUCGCUCAAGUUUUCUGGAUCUGGCUGCCCCAAUGACAGCGGCUCCGUGAAGGCUGUCUACGGUGAGCUCGGCGACGCGCCCGCGUUCACAUUCAGCCAGCUCCGCGGCGAUGACACGGGCAGCUGCGAGCUGCACAUCCAGUCCACCGGCGGAUCGCAGGGGUGGCAAGUCGCCGUGAAGGAAGUCGCAUAUCAGGGGAACGUGCAGUUGUCGAGUGGAAGCCAGUUGGACACAAUCACCCAAGCAUACUGGAGUGAGCAUGCGGCUGACACCAGUGUCCUCAGGGGAACAAUUGCCUGCGCGGGCCCAGACCUCAAGGAUUACGUUACAGUGAAGUCAAGCACGACGGACUUGAAGUGGUCCAAGUGCAUGGGAGCCGAUGGGAACCCGGGCAUCUUGAAUGUAAAUGCGCGACCAGUGGUACAGGGCAACUCAGGCACGUACGACAUCAAGCAGGCAACCUGGGGCCUGCAAUGGCGAAAGUGCUGA